AUGACGACUAAGACCAUCCAUGGGAACUCGCAAUUUCAGCAGCCCUCUUCUUUACGCUGGACGUGGGAGUCACCCGGUGGAGGGUUCUGCCUGACGGACGUCGGUGUUGUACCAAAGUUCUAUACGGGAUCGGACCAUCGCCUCCUCCGAGGAAGAUUUUCUUUCACAAGGAGAGCAGAGAAAGCCGCCAAGUUCAGAGAGAGAAAUCCCAGGACUACCAUCAACUGGGAUCUCUUCGCUACGCUAGCCGGCUUUUGGGAAGAUUCCGCAAUGGGCAACAUCGACGAGGAAUAUGACCGGCUUGUCGAACACCUUCACGACUGCGCGAAGAAGGCUGAGAGUUUUAAAACCACCAGGAGGCGCCUGUCUCUUGAAACUCUUGAGCUGAUACGCCAGCGUGGAGCGGCACGAGCCGCAGGGAACCAAGAACUCACGUCCGAGCUCGCAAGGCUUUACAGAGAGGCGAUAAAGGAAGACCUUAAAGAGAGAAGAGCAGAAGUGCUGGUUGAAGCUGCAGAGGCGGGGAAAAGCAUCCGCUAUGCCCGUCGAGACUUCGCCAGUCGCAAGACGAGGAUGACUGCUCUCCGGAACCCAAAGGGAACAACCAUUGCAUCGAGACGGGGGAUGGAGAAAAUCAUCUACGACUUCUACCCUGAUCUCUUCGACAGCCAUGUCCACUUGCCUCCUCACCAUCUGAGGGAAGACGGACAUGUCAUUCCAGAGAUUCUCCCGUCCGAAAUACGACAUACUGUCAUGUCGGUAAGAAAUCGUACGGCACCCGGUCCCGACAGAUUAAGACCAGAACACCUGAAGAGCCUUUCGCCAGUACUCAUCAACACCAUGGCGAGGCUCUUUACACGUUAUCUGUCGAAAUGCAAGGUUCCUAAACAGUGGAAGACCAGCAAGACCGUGUUGUUGUAUAAAAAGGGAGAUCCACAUGAUCUCGGCAACUAUCGUCCAAUCUGCCUACUGUCCGUCAUCUACAAGCUCUUUACAAGAGUGGUCCUUAAUAGGAUUGAAAAAGUCUUGGAUGAAGUACAGCCAUGCGAGCAAGCAGGGUUUCGAAACGGAAUCAGUACGAUUGACCACAUUCACACUGUUUCGAAACUCAUCGAGGUAUCACGAGAGCACAAGAUGCCGCUCUGUCUCACCUUCAUCGACUUGAAGAAGGCAUUUGACUCAGCUGAUAGGGAAGCGGUCGUGGAAGCCUUGGGCAACCAAGGCGUCCCUACUCAUUACAUAAAGGUACUUCGAGAGUUGUACACCACCCUCGAGAACGGAAUGCGAAAGUUGGAAUGGGACGACAUGGGAGUGAAGGUUGAUGGUCGGCAACUACACCAUUUGCGCUUUGCUGAUGACAUCGUACUAAUAACACCUAGCAUCAGCCAAGCGGAACGAAUAAAAAGAAGAUGUUCAUGCGGAACGGAUGGAUCUCGGAUGCCCCAUUCACGCUCAACGGAACGAACAUAUCCGAAUGCACCAUGCACCGAAUGUUUAUCUGGUUCGGGAAUUGAACAUGGUGAACGACCUGACCCCGAGCUGGACAGGAGGAGACGAGCGGCUUGGGGAGCAUACAAGAGCAUCGAGGAUGUAGUGAAGAAGACCAGGAAAACCCGGUUCCGUGCUCACCUCUUCAACACCACCGUACUUCCUGCUUUGACCUAUGCUUCGGAAACCUGGGCAAGCAGGAAGAAAACGCGAUGA
Necator americanus (New World hookworm) is the source of this 1704-nucleotide messenger RNA. RefSeq lists its product as uncharacterized. Lineage: Eukaryota; Metazoa; Nematoda; Chromadorea; Rhabditida; Ancylostomatidae. The coding region runs from base 1 to 1704 and encodes 567 amino acids. The transcript has 4 exons. The record is from RefSeq and is a predicted model, not a curated record.